Lagenorhynchus albirostris (white-beaked dolphin) is the source of this 5181-nucleotide messenger RNA. RefSeq names its product transmembrane protein 67 (gene TMEM67). NCBI's taxonomy places the organism in Eukaryota, Metazoa, Chordata, Mammalia, Artiodactyla, Delphinidae. Gene Ontology annotation, cellular component: MKS complex; ciliary transition zone. The record is from RefSeq and is a predicted model, not a curated record. Gene Ontology annotation, biological process: cilium assembly. The transcript has 29 exons. The coding region runs from base 18 to 2975 and encodes 985 amino acids.
GCGGGACUGUGGUGGCAAUGGCGGCUUGGUCCACCUUAAACGCUGCGGGUGUGACACUGGUCCUCUUGUUGGUCCUUCUUCGCGUCUCACAGGCUCAGACCUUCUUCUUCCCUUUCCGGCAGCCGGAGACAUGCGGUCACAACCAGUACUUCGAUAUCUCCGCGCUCUCCUGUGUCGCGUGUGGAGCCAAUCAGAGGCAGGAUGCUCGAGGAACUGUAUGUGUGUGUCUACCAGGAUUUCAGAUGAUCUCUAAUAAUGGAGGACCUGAUAUUAUAUGUAAAAAGUGCCCAGAAAACAUGAAAGGUGUUACUGAAGAUGGCUGGAACUGUAUUUCUUGCCCUGGUGGUUUAACUGCAGAAGGAAAAUGCCACUGUCCCACUGGCCAUAUUUUAGUGGAAAGAGAUGUUAAUGGAACGUUGUUGUCUCAAGCAACUUGUAAGCUCUGUGAGGAAAGUGAAAACUCUUUUACAAUAGCAAAUGCUUUAGGAAACAGGUGUGUCCAAUGUGAACCAACAUUCAUUAAUACCAGCAGGUCCUGUGUGUGUUCAGAACCUAACAUUUUAACAGGGGGAUUAUGUUUCAGCAGCACAGGGAAUUUCCCUCCACGUAUGAUUUCAGCUGCACGUUAUGGAGAUCUUGGCAUGUCUUUCACUUCAGAAUGGUUUGCAGAGUAUUUGCAGUCAUCAGCAGCUGCUUGUUGGGUGUAUGCCAAUCUAACAUCUUGCCAAGCUCUUGGAAAUAUGUGUGUGAUGAAUAUGAAUUCUUAUGACUCUACCACUUUUGAUGCAUGUCGACUGUUUCAGUUUAUCUUUGAAAAUACUGCUGGACUGGGCACUGUUCAUUCUGUUUCAUUUUGGAGACAGAAUCUUCCAUGGCUCUUCUAUGGAGACCAGCUAGGAUUAGCACCUCAAGUACUCAGUGCUACACCUCUUCCCACAAAUUUCAGUUUUAAAGGGGAAAACCAGUAUACAAAACUGAAGUUUGUUGCUGCUUCUUAUGAUGUAAGAGGAAAUUUUCUCAAGUGGCAAACUUUAGAAGGAGGUGUUUUACAGCUUUGUCCAGACACAGAGACAAGAUUAAAUGCUGCUUAUUCCUUUGGAACAACCUAUCAGCAGAAUUGUGAGAUUCCUAUCUCUAAGAUCUUAACUGACUUCCCCAUGCCUACAUUUUAUGAUGUGUACCUUGAAUAUACUGAUGAAAAUCAACACCAAUAUAUUUGGGCUGUGCCUGUGUUAAACUUAAAUCUUCAGCACAAUAAAAUAUUUGUGAACCAAGACAGUAGCUCUGGCAAGUGGCUUCUGACUCGGCGCAUUUUCUUAGUGGAUGCACUAAGUGGAAGAGAAAGUGACUUAGGAAGUCAGCCAAGAUUAAUUCGAGUUGCUACCCAAAUAUCACUGAGUAUCCGCCUUGUACCCAACACAAAAAAUGGAAAUAUCUACCCUCCCUUAAUUACCAUUGCCUACAGUGACAUUGAUAUCAAAGAUCCCAACAGCCAGUCUGUGAAGGUUUCUUUCUCGGUCACAUAUGAAAUGGAUCAAGGAGAAGCACAUGUCCAGACAGAUAUUGCUUUGGGUGUGUUGGGUGGACUAGCUGUUUUAUUGUCUCUUUUGAAGACAGCAGGUUGGAAGAGACGCAUUGGGAGUCCCAUGAUCGAUUUACAGACAGUUAUGAAAUUCUUGGUUUACUAUGCUGGUGAUCUGGCCAAUGUUUUCUUUAUCAUCACUGUGGGAACAGGUCUUUACUGGCUUAUUUUCUUCAAAGCACAGAAGUCUGUCUCUGUUUUGCUACCAAUGCCGGCUCAGGAAGAACGUUUUGUUACUUAUGUGGGAUGUGCCUUUGCUCUGAAGGCUCUGCAAUUUUUGCAUAAGCUCAUCUCCCAGAUCACCAUAGACAUAUUCUUUAUUGAUUGGGAGCGACCUAAAGGAAAGGUUCUUAAAGCUGUUGAAGGUGAGGGUGGUGUUCGGAGUGCUACCGUUCCAGUAAGCAUAUGGAGAACAUAUUUUGUGGCAAAUGAAUGGAAUGAAAUUCAGACUGUGAGAAAAAUUAACCCACUCUUUCAAGUACUUACUGUCCUCUUCCUUUUGGAGGUUGUGGGAUUCAAGAACUUAGCAUUAAUGGACUCAUCUUCUAGUCUUUCCAGAAGCCCACCUAGCUACAUAGCUCCUUAUAGCCGCAUUUUGAGAUAUGCGGUGUCUACCGCUCUUUGGCUAGUCAUUGGAAUUAUACAGAUUGUGUUCUUUGCUGUCUUUUAUGAGAGAUUUGUAGAAGAUAAAAUUCGACAGUUUGUUGAUUUGUGCUGUAUGAGCAAUAUAUCAGUGUUUCUGUUAUCCCACAGAUGUUUUGGUUAUUACAUUCAUGGUAGAUCAGUACAUGGGCAUGCUGAUACUAAUAUGGAAGAAAUGAAUAUGAAUCUUAAAAGAGAAGCGGAAAAUUUGUGUAGCCAAAGAGGUUUGAUACCCAAUACAGAUGGUCAAACUUUUCAAAUUGCUAUUUCUAGCCAAAUGAGACAACAGUAUGACAGAAUCCAUGAGACACUAACAAGGAAAAAUGGCCCUGCUAGACUAUUGAGUUCAUCAGGAAGUACUUUUGAGCAGAGUAUAAAAGCAUAUCAUACUAUGAAUAAAUUUCUUGGCUCUUUCAUCGAUCAUGUUCAUAAGGAAAUGGACUACUUUAUAAAAGAUAAAUUGCUUCUUGAAAGAAUUCUUGGAAUGGAAUUCAUGGAACCAAUGGACAAAAGCAUCUUUUACAAUGAUGAAAGUUAUUCUUUCAGCAGUGUUCUGUAUUAUGGAAAUGAAGCCACUCUUCUUAUUUAUGAUCUGAUGUUCUUCUGUGUUGUGGAUUUGGCUUGCCAAAAUUUUAUUUUAGCAUCCUUCCUUACGUACCUACAGCAAGAGAUUUUUAGAUUUAUUCGUAAUACAGUAGGACAGAAGAAUUUGGCAUCCAAAACACUGGUGGAUCAAAGAUUUCUGAUUUAAUUUAUUGAAUAGAUAAAGACAAUUAUAAUCAUGGCAAAAACAAAGUCAUGAUUAUCAGCAUUUAGGAAUACAACAGUAUUGGGGCGGGUGUCCCCAGCCAUUGCUAAAGCUGAAUCCUUUACAUUCUCUGAAUCUUGAGGACGACUGAGAAGAGGGGAGGCUAAUAAGUUGAGGAUUUGAAACUCUGGUUUCUUAAGGGUCACAGUACAGAAAUGCCUUUCUAAAAGCCUCAGAGAUAAGUAAAUGUACCAGCAUGGAUUUUUAAAGCCACCUACUCAGAAGCUGAUGAAAGAAAUACGACUCUCAUUCUACAUAAAAGAAGUUAAUAUUCGUGUGAAUGUAUCUAAGUGGAAAUUUCAAAAAAUAUGAUCGGUUGGCUCACCUGCUGAUAAAUUAAGACAGAGAAAAGACAUUUAAAAAAUCAUUUUAAAGUAGUUUUGUACAAUAUUAUUUUUAUUUUGGUUAGAUACAUAAAAGGGUAUACAGGUUUUCAUAUACUGUUGACUCUUGUGUUCAUAUUUCCACGGUUUAAACUUUGUGAUCAUGUGCUUAAUUUUCUACUAGACCCAUAAUCUUUUGUCUAUUUCUGUAAAACCAACCCACUGUACUUUGUAUAUUAUAUCCUUAAUUUUACUGAUUACAUAGAAACAUUUGAUAAAUCUCUUGGUCAUUUCAUAAUGACCCUAGGUUCACCUAGAGGUUCUUUACAAGCUGCUGUGUGCUUUCUAUCCUCCUUAUUUAUUUAUUUUUUUUAAAUAAAUUUAUUUUUGGCUGUGUUGGGUCUUCGGUUCUGGGCGAGGGCUUUCUCUAGUUGCGGCAAGCGGGGGCCACUCUUCAUCGUGGUGUGCGGGCCUCUCACUAUUGCGGCCUGUCUUGUUGCGGAGCACAGGCUCCAGAUGCUCAGGCUCAGUAGUUAUGGCUCACGGGCCCAGUUGCUCCGCGGCAUGUGGGAUCUUCCCAGACCAGGUCUCGAACCCGUGUCCCCUGCAUUAGCAGGCAGAUUCUCAACCACUGUGCCACCAGGGAAGUCCUAUACUCUUUAGAAAUGCAUAGGCCCUUGAAAUAAUUCUGCAGAUCAGUCUCUCUAUUUGAGAUGUUUAUACUCGCUUACUUCUUUCAUACUGCUGCCCUAGCAAACUGCCUUUUGAGAAGGCUCUGCUGUUUACCUAGAUUGAGAAGCAUUCAAAAUGACCAUUAACACAGUGCUUGCAAGCAUGAAACAGGUACCUUUUUGUUGUUGGUAAACAUUGACAAUAAAAGCUGAGAGGAAAUAAAUGUAAGUUGAAGAGCAGUGUGGCUUAAUAGAAAAAUGCUCCAAAUUUAGUAACAGAAGCCGUGGAGUUGAAUUAGAAUUUUGCCCUUUGUCACUUACUGGCUUUGUGACUUUACACCAAGUUGUUUGGCAUCUUUGAGCUUCAUUCCACAACUUUAUAAUGGAAAUAAUAUCCUUUGCUUACCACUUGUAAGGAUUAAUUCAUUAAGAUAGGUUUAUAAUGGUAAACUAUGAACACUGGAAUUUUAAAAUAUUUUAGUUUGAAAUAUGUGCCUUCAAAUGUAUAUUCUAUCUUGCUAAUAAAUUAAUUCUAUGAUAUCAAAACUGAGAUUACUGAUUUCAGUAACUAAGCAAUGAAAAUCCUGGACCUUACUUCUGCCUCAGUCACCCCAGCCUCAUCAAGGAAGAGGCCUUGGUAGAUGUCAGACCUUUAGUGAAAGGAGGCAAGAAGGAGCUGUUACCUUAUUUUAUAGGUGUGGUUUGUGGUACAGAUUAGAAAAGAGUAGAGAGUGGAAUGUUGUCUCUGGAAGGGAGGGUUUAUUUCAUUUGCUUAUUCAUUUAUACAUUCAUUCAAGCAACAUUUCUACCCAUUCCCACUCCCUGGCCCCUCAGAAGGGUAAGACAAUUAGUAGAGGAAACAGGUAUAUUAACCAUAAUUACAGCAAUCUGAAAAGUGCUGCAGCCACUAGGGUGUGAUGUGAGGAAAGCUCGUAACCGCAUCUCUGGUCAUCAGGGCUUUGACCUGACAGAGCUGUAUUUGAUCUAAGAUUUAAAGAUAAACAAGACAAGUGCAAUCAAAGCAAGGAACAAUAUAUGCUCUGAGGUGAAGCACGUGGCCAUUGGCUACUACAAAUUGUUUGAAUACGGAAUACAUAUAUUGUUUAUAUAUUUUUAAUAUUCUGUAUAUUAUGAUGUUUUAACAUCUUAAAAUUU